AUGGAUCAGGAGAAUCAGACAAUGGUGACUGAGUUUUAUUUCUCUGAUUUCCCUCAGUUUGAGAAGGGCAGUCUCUUAUUCUUCAUUCCUUUGUUCUUAACUUACGUGUUCAUUAUUGUUGGAAAUUUCACGAUCUUCUUUGCUGUCCAGCUGGAUGCACGUCUCCACAAUCCUAUGUACAAUUUCAUCAGCAUCUUCUCCUUCCUGGAGAUUUGGUACACCACAGUGACCAUCCCUAAGAUGCUCUCCAACCUUGUCAGUAAAGAGAAGACUAUUUCUUUCAUUGGCUGCCUCCUGCAAAUGUAUUUUUUUCACUCACUUGGGGUCACAGAAGCCCUAGUCCUCACAGUGAUGGCCAUUGAUAGGUACGUUGCCAUCUGCCACCCCCUCCGCUAUGCAACCAUUAUGACCCCUCGACUAUGCAUCCAACUCUCGUCUAGCAUCUUUGGUUUUCUUAUGCUACUGCCUGAGAUUGUGUGGAUUUCUACUCUUCCAUUCUGUGGUCCCAACCAAAUCCAUCAACUCUUCUGUGACUUUGAACCUGUAUUACGCUUAGCCUGUACAGAUACAUCUAUGAUUCUGAUUGAAGAUAUAAUUCAUGCUAUUUCCAUCCUGACUUCCGUUUGUAUCAUCACCCUUUCCUAUCUAAGAAUCAUUGUUGUGAUCCUGAGGAUUCCCUCAGGUAAGAGCCGUCAGAAGGCAUUCUCCACUUGUGCAGCCCACAUUACUAUUUUCUUCCUGUUUUUUGGCAGUGUGACACUCAUGUACCUGCGUUUCUCUGUCACUUUCCCACCACUACUGGACAAGGCCAUUGCACUAAUGUUUGCUGUCCUUGCCCCACUUUUCAACCCGAUAAUCUACAGUCUGAGGAACAAAGACAUGAAAGAUGCCAUCAAGAAAGUCCUCUGUUCUUGGGGCUUCACUGCUACACUCAAAGCUGCUCUGUGGCCUGAUAAAGAAGCAUACUAUUGGAAACUGAGGAUGUUCCGGAAAAUGCAAAAUGUAACUUUAUGA
This is a messenger RNA of Capra hircus (goat), 1014 nucleotides long. RefSeq names its product olfactory receptor 6K3-like. Gene Ontology annotation, biological process: G protein-coupled receptor signaling pathway. Gene Ontology annotation, molecular function: G protein-coupled receptor activity; olfactory receptor activity. Lineage: Eukaryota; Metazoa; Chordata; Mammalia; Artiodactyla; Bovidae. The record is from RefSeq and is a predicted model, not a curated record. Gene Ontology annotation, cellular component: membrane.